Molecule: messenger RNA, 1614 nt
Organism: Arachis ipaensis
Lineage: Eukaryota; Viridiplantae; Streptophyta; Magnoliopsida; Fabales; Fabaceae
Source: RefSeq, a predicted model, not a curated record
AUGGAGAGCAAAACACAAACUUGCAAGAAGAGCAGAGGUAGUGGUGUAACUCCUUGGACAGCAGAGAUAAUGGAGCAGAGGGAGAAAGACAUGCAUGCCAAAAAACAAAGCAUAGCCAAGGACAGCAGAGGUGGUGGACAGUUAACUCAUAACUGCAAGGCUAGCGACUACCAAUGGUCCACUUUAUUAAUUCUCAUAGUUCAGACUGCCGCAGUGGUAGUAGGAACUAUUGCUACUACAGUUACGUGGUUCAAGGCUCUAAGAUAUAUAAGGAAAGCUUCUAGACUUAGGAGCAACAAUACAAAUAGGAGAUUCCAUGUAGAAGGGUACUGGACUGAGAGUCUAUUUCUAAUGAAAGAAAGGCCUCUUGGCUUUCAUAUUCAUAACAAAUGGUUCAGAAAGAAGGCCCAUGAUGCAAAAGUGCUUUUGUUCCGGUUAUUAAUUAAGCUACAGAAAGGGAUUGUGCUGAUCAACAAAGUGACCCAGUUCAUUUCCACAAUCCUCUUGUACUUUAUGUUAGCAGCUCGUGAUUAUUGCAGUAAUGUCUCAAGUACUAGCUCAAUAACAGAGCCACAGUCUGGCCCAGAUCUAAGGCGUUUUGUUCUACAUCUUGAAGGAGAGGAAGAAUUAGUUGAGGUGAUGAUGAAAGACAUUCACAAAACAACUAAUCAAUUGUUUCAUGUAGGAGAGAAAAAGGAGCCAAAACAUGUCAUUGAACUAAUAACAGAGAAGAGUUCUAUCUUGGAAGGAUUUAAGAGGGUGACAACAUUUCACAAUGACCAAGUUUCCUCUUUGCACAAUGAGAAAACUACACCAUAUGGUUGGGCACUUCCAAACAUGGACAUGCUUUUAGUGAAGAAGUUCAUAGGAGCCCUAAGUGAAGGGCUCUACUAUGUGAAGUUCAUAGAGUGUAACAUUGACAAAAAAGGGAAAUUGAUCAAAGUCAAGAGAGCAGCGAAAACUAUGUGGCAUGGAGUUGAUCUAUAUGGUAAGUGGCUAGAUGUGGACCUUUAUAAACUCUCCCAUCAAAGUAAAAGCCCCAGGGAGACAUUAGAGACACUAGCUGAAGAUGCAGGGAAAAGGUAUGGCAAGUAUAAAACCAAGUAUAGAGACAUAUGCAAUAGAGAACCACCUUCAUCAUGGCCUAUUGAAGUAUUGGCAUCUAAUGCAAUGUAUAGAAUAAGCCAAACUGUUUUAUUAAAUUAUGGAAGCAUUGAAGAUCUUAGGAGUGAGAUAUUGUUUGAAGAACUAACAGGAACGAUAUCUGAUAUAUUGGGUGCAUAUUUCACUAACUUACCCUAUGCUAUAUCGGCCAAGUGCUCCAACAGCACUGUUGCAGAGAGAAAGGAUAGUGUUAGAGAUGCAGUUGAAAUGCUUGGACGAACAAAGAAGAUUAUAGAAUUGCUGGCAGAAAAGAUUCCCACCGUGGACUUCAGCCAAAGUACUACCAUUGAAUACUGGCUUAUGAUGCAUAUGCGAAAAAACAACACUUUUUAGUCAUCCACAAAAAUUUGAUCAAAUAUCAUUAUUUUGUGCAUUUUACCGUAUUUGUAUUAGCUUAAAUAUUUUCUUAGGUUUAUAAUUAUACAAUUAAUAGAAAAAUAUUUGGGGCCA